Messenger RNA from Talaromyces rugulosus, 1593 nucleotides. RefSeq lists its product as uncharacterized. NCBI's taxonomy places the organism in Eukaryota, Fungi, Ascomycota, Eurotiomycetes, Eurotiales, Trichocomaceae. Gene Ontology annotation, cellular component: mitochondrion; tricarboxylic acid cycle heteromeric enzyme complex. Gene Ontology annotation, biological process: tricarboxylic acid cycle; fumarate metabolic process; malate metabolic process. The coding region runs from base 1 to 1593 and encodes 530 amino acids. The transcript has 6 exons. Gene Ontology annotation, molecular function: fumarate hydratase activity. The record is from RefSeq and is a predicted model, not a curated record.
AUGGCAUCUCGGCUAUCGGUCCGGAUAUUGACACAUGCUGGACGUACAGCGUCCACUUGUCUUCCCCGCGCCACACGCCUCUCCCCCACUCUGCCAGUGAAUAACAUUACAUCUGCUGGUCGUGUAUCGCAUUACACUCGUCUACAGUCCAUUUCCAGCCAGAGAUCAUUUACUUCUUCUGCGAAGAUGGCAUCAAACACUCGCAUCGAGACUGACGCCUUUGGCGAGCUCGAGGUCGCAGAUGACAAGUACUGGGGUGCCCAGACCCAGCGCUCGCUGGGUAACUUCAAGAUCAACCAGCCUCAGGACCGUAUGCCUCCGCCAGUUGUCAAGGCAUUUGGUAUCCUCAAGGGCGCCGCCGCCACUGUCAACAUGCGCUAUGGAUUGGACCCUGAAGUCGGAAAAGCAAUCCAGCAAGCCGCCGCCGAAGUCGCUGAGGGCACCCUUAUCGACCACUUCCCCCUUGUGGUUUGGCAAACCGGCUCUGGCACCCAGUCCAACAUGAACGCCAACGAAGUGAUUUCCAACCGUGCUAUUGAGAUCCUCGGCGGAAAGAAGGGCAGCAAGAAGCCAGUUCACCCCAACGACCACGUCAACAUGUCUGCUUCGUCCAACGACUCGUUCCCGACCGUCAUGCACAUUGCCGCCGUCAUCGAGACCGAGAGUACCCUAUUGCCAUCGUUGAAGAGCUUGCGCAAUGCCCUCCAGGCCAAGGUUGACGCCUUCAACCACAUCAUCAAGAUCGGCCGCACUCAUCUUCAGGAUGCCACCCCUCUCACCCUUGGUCAGGAAUUCUCAGGCUAUGUUGCCCAGCUCGAUAGCAACAUCAAGCGCAUUGAAAACACUCUCCCUGACCUCCGUCUGCUCGCCCAAGGAGGCACUGCCGUCGGUACUGGACUGAAUACUUUCAAGGGAUUCGAUGAGCAGAUUGCUGCCGAGAUCACUAAGCUCGCCGGUACCGAGUUCAAGACUGCCCCCAAUAAGUUUGAGGUCCUGGCCGCGCACGAUGCCGUCACCGAGGCUUCUGGCUCCCUCAACACCCUCGCUACCUCUCUUUUCAAGAUCGCCCAAGAUAUCCGUUACCUCGGCUCCGGCCCGCGCUGCGGUCUCGGGGAGCUUCGUCUCCCGGAGAACGAGCCCGGUUCUUCUAUUAUGCCUGGCAAGGUCAACCCCACCCAGUGUGAAUCUUUGACCAUGAUAUGUGCCCAGGUCAUGGGUAACCACGUCGCAACCACCAUCUCCGGCAUGAAUGGCCAGUUCGAACUGAACGUCUUUAAGCCUGUCAUGAUCCGCAACCUGCUCCACAGCAUUCGCAUCCUGGCCGACGGAAUGGCUAGCUUCGAAAAGAACCUCGUCGAGGGACUGGAGGCUGAUGAGAAGCGCAUCGACUCUCUUCUCCACGAAAGUCUUAUGUUGGUGACAUGCCUGAACCCGGUUAUCGGCUACGACAUGGCGUCCAAGGUUGCCAAGAAUGCGCACAAGAAGGGCAUCACGCUGAAGGAGAGCGCCAUGGAACUCAAGGCUCUGAGCGAGGAAGACUUCCACAAGUACGUCCGCCCUGAGCUGAUGAUCAGCCCCAAGGAGAAGAAAUAG